This is a messenger RNA of Colletotrichum navitas, 1465 nucleotides long. RefSeq lists its product as uncharacterized. The coding region runs from base 337 to 1071 and encodes 244 amino acids. The record is from RefSeq and is a predicted model, not a curated record. NCBI's taxonomy places the organism in Eukaryota, Fungi, Ascomycota, Sordariomycetes, Glomerellales, Glomerellaceae. The transcript has 2 exons.
CCGUAGGGAAGAGGGGGGUAAAAAGUCCCUGCUGAGCUUCUGGCCAAUCGUUGAGCCUGGUGAUCCAGCAUGGCCAGCUGGCGCCCGCGUCAUAAGGCUGAGCGAGCUGCCACGCUCUCCUCUCUUCGAGCUUCCACCGAACAUAGGUACCUACUGACCUACCCUAACCACGUGCGAAAUGUGACCUGCUUGACUCCUCUCAACCUGCGACCCAAGAGGUUCUGCUGUUCGCAAACACAGAUCUCUUUAAUCAAACACCGGCGGUUUUGAAUUUCGUACCGCGACGUCAAGAACCCCUACGUCAAGAACCCCGACGUCAAGAACCCCGACGCCCAGAUGGCAGCACCCAGGGGCGCAGCGGCCCGCCUGCGGCGAACAUUCCACUAUCCCACGGACGACGACUCCGCAGACUCCCAGCCCGAUGUCAUGGACGAAGAAGAACAAGAAGUCAUCAUCCAGCGCCUCGCAGACGAAAACGCCGCCCGGAACGCUCAGUUCAACACCUUCCUCCUCGCCCUCCCCCUUCUGACGACGAUCCCCUACCUUAUCUCGCUCUUCCGCCUUUCCGCGCCUUUGACUUCCCUGCUGUCAAUCACGUCUCUCCUCUCGACUGCCUUCCUUCUGCACACACAGCCCCCGGAUGUCACUGGCAUCGCCCUCCUCGACGCCUGGUCCCACCCCAAGACACCGCGCGCCAGCCCCUCCUCCUCUCUCGCCUCUUCGACCUCGUCCAUCUCGGGGGCGUCGUCGUCGUCGUCGUCGUCGUCGUCAUAUCAGCCAGUUCGGACCCCGGGCCGGACGAGGCGCAGGAGAAGCUCCUUCUCAGUCGUAAAGGACCAGAAGUCACCACUGGAGACGUACCUGCCCUACCUCAACCUGGGUCUCUGCGCCGUGCUCGUGCUUACGGGCUUCGUGACGAGGUCAGGCGAGAGACAUGCGCUCGGCCACGUCGGUCUGGGAAACUUGCCGGCCAUCGUGUACGUCGUGACCCUUAUCGCCAAGGUCGUCAUGGGCAGUGUGGAUCCGGAGAAGGAGUUGGCCGCGCUCAAGUACGACUUGAAGGGCGCGUGAGGUUUACCGAGGCGGUUCUUUUGGUCUUUGUGUAUCACGGGGACGGAAAAGGGUUGCUUUUACGACUUUAUGCCAGAAUGACGACAUUAUUACUUGAAUGCUGCGUAAACAUUGGGUGUGUUGGGUAUUUCGGGGCAAGACUUGUGAUUCACGAGAGUGCCCAAGUUUAUCUACAAUUGCCCGUAUGGAAUUAUCACUCUACACAUCUAUAGAUUCGUUGAACCGCAAAACACCAUGGCUUCUGAGGACGCCGUCCACCCCCUUGGGCAGCCGCGGGAACGGGUCUGUCAGAGAAUGUGUCGUUGAAGGCUCCAGCGACUUGUCUGUGACGAGCGCGAGGCCGUGUGACUUGAUCGCGUCCACCAAAGCGGGAACCAUGUCCUGUCAUGAUAGG